This is a messenger RNA of Penicillium paradoxum, 1341 nucleotides long. Its product is annotated as PCI domain protein. Gene Ontology annotation, biological process: cytoplasmic translational initiation. Gene Ontology annotation, cellular component: eukaryotic translation initiation factor 3 complex; cytoplasm. The transcript is spliced from 2 exons. The coding region runs from base 1 to 1341 and encodes 446 amino acids. Gene Ontology annotation, molecular function: translation initiation factor activity. Lineage: Eukaryota; Fungi; Ascomycota; Eurotiomycetes; Eurotiales; Aspergillaceae. The record is from RefSeq and is a predicted model, not a curated record.
AUGCCCGCCCCUACCAAUACCCUCCUCAUUGAGGGUUCCUUCACCGAGCUCGCCGACGAGUUUGCCCAGUAUAUCGAUGCCCUCCGCAAAGAGGGUGGCCUCCAGUCCGAGAUCGCCCCGCUCCUCGAACCUCUCCGCCAGCAGGAACAGUCCGAAGGCGAGGCCGACCUCAAGCAGCGCGAUGAAGUCCUGAAGAAGCUCGUUUCCUCUGCGACCGCUCUGAACAGUGCCCCCGAGAAGGAGAUCACCUCGGCCUACAACCUGUUGGUCCACCUUGUUCACCAGUCUUCCGAUGCCGAUGUGUUCCUUCCUCGUAUCUGCACCUAUCUCGCUAAGCCCAUCUCCACCUCGCCUCAAUUCGGCCCUACGCUCGCUAUCUCUAUCCUCACCACCAUCUUCAACACUUUGUCCUCCACUGACCCCAGCCGCUACCACGUCCUUUUGGCCAUUGUUGCCGUGAUCCGCCAGUCUGGUUCUGGAAUCGCUUUCGAGGCCCUCAAGCCCCAACUCUCUGCCCAGCUUCCCACAUGGCUCUCAGCGUGGGAGUUGGACAACGACGAUGCCCGGAAGUUGCACCUCGCCAUUGCGGAGGCCGCCACCGCUGCCGGUGAUGAGGGUUUGGCCCAGACCCACACUUUGCAGGCUCUCGAGACCAUCAGCUCUGCCGAUGUUAGCAAGCCCGAAUCCCGCGAGCUGGCCGUGCGCGCCCUCGCUACCGCUCUGCGUCGCCCCUCUGUCUUCGACUUCACACCUUUGACUGCAUCAGACGCCGUCCAGGCCCUGCGCUCCAGCGACAGCACUCUUUUCGAGCUGCUCGAGAUCUUCACUUCGGACACCCUCGACGCCUACGAGACCUUCAUCUCUGCCUCUCCCCUCGCUUCCAUCUCUGGCGGUGUGCUCGCCGAGUCCGCCGAUGCUCUGCAGACCAAGAUGCGUCUCCUCACUCUCACCUCGCUGGCUUCCUCCACCCCUUCGCGCUCGAUCCCCUACGCCACCAUCGCCUCCGCCCUGCGCGUCCCCGCUUCCGAUGCCGAGAUGUGGGUUAUCGACACCAUCCGUGCCGGUCUUGUCGAGGGCAAGCUGUCCCAGCUGAAGUCUGAGUUCCUCGUUCACCGUGCUACCUACCGCGUUUUCGGUGAGAAGCAAUGGUCCGAGGUUCAGGGCCGCCUGAUGGUCUGGCGCCGUUCCCUCGAGAGCGUUCUGAGCGUUAUCCGCUCCGAGCGCGAGCGUUUCGCCCGUGAGGGUCUCCAGGCCGCUGCUGAUCAGGAUACCAACGCCAACCGCGGCGGCCGACGCAUUCAGCCCGCGCAGACGCGUGAGGUUGAAGCUAGUGCCGAGUAA